Messenger RNA from Mya arenaria, 5021 nucleotides. Its product is annotated as cullin-5-like. Gene Ontology annotation, cellular component: Cul5-RING ubiquitin ligase complex; SCF ubiquitin ligase complex. Gene Ontology annotation, biological process: SCF-dependent proteasomal ubiquitin-dependent protein catabolic process; protein ubiquitination. NCBI's taxonomy places the organism in Eukaryota, Metazoa, Mollusca, Bivalvia, Myida, Myidae. The record is from RefSeq and is a predicted model, not a curated record. The transcript is spliced from 18 exons. Gene Ontology annotation, molecular function: ubiquitin protein ligase binding. The coding region runs from base 198 to 2525 and encodes 775 amino acids.
UGACUCUUACACAAAAUGAGUUGAUAAUGAAGAAAAAUAUAAAGAACACAGUUAUUUAUAAUUGCCCAUAACCUCUUUGAGUGUUUAUGGUGUUUUAAUACUUGAUGUUAUUGACACAGUUUUAAUAGCGCUACAAUUUAAAUCGAUUAAAAGAAAAAAAUAGCAAGUGAAAUCAAGCAUAGCCAAAAGUUGUCAAAAUGCUGAAGCAAGGUCAGUCUCAGUUUGAAGAGAAAUGGCCAUCAAUGAGGCCAUCUGUAUUGAAAUUACUUCGACAAGAACCAGUCACACGAUCAGAGUGGCAUGAUCUUUUUUGGGCUGUGCAUUCUGUGUGUCUGUGGGAUGACAAAGGGCCCCAGAAAGUUUACCAGGCUCUACAAGACGACAUCUUGGAGUUUAUCAAGCAUGCUCAAACUAGGGUGCUACACAACCAGGAAGAUUCUGCAUUAUUGAAGGCCUACAUAGCAGAAUGGGGCAAAUUUUUCACACAGUGUGACUACCUUCCCAAACCCUUCAUGCAGCUGGAGACGUCCCUGGCCAGCAAGACUCACACACCCAUGCAGAAGAAGCCUCAGGGGGAUGAAAGCAUUGUUAGGAAGUUGAUGCUGGACAGCUGGAACCAGUCAAUCUUCUCAAACAUCAAGCAGCGGCUGCAGGACAGUGCCAUGAAGCUUGUGCACGCGGAGAGAAACGGCGAGGCGUUCGACUCACAGCUUGUCAUUGGAGUACGGGAGUCAUAUGUGAAUCUCAGUUCAGAUAUAGAAGACAAAUUAAAAAUCUACAGAGAAAACUUUGAGAGAGCCUAUUUAGAAGCUACAAAGUCUUUCUACAAGUUAAAGGCCCCCCAGUAUCUGCAGGCGAAUGGCGUUCAGAACUACAUGCGUUAUGCAGAUGCCAAGUUGAAGGAGGAGGAGGGGCGGGCCCGUAGAUACCUCGAGACAGGAUGGGGAUGUACAUCAGUCACUGCGCUGACAGAGUGUUGUGUGAAUGUGCUGGUGACGGCCUUCAAGGAGACGAUCCUCCAGGAGUGUGCCCAAAUGAUCCGCAGCAAUGAGACCGAAAAAUUACGUCUAAUGUUCACACUGAUGGACAGGGUGCCUGACGGUAUUGGGCCAAUGUUACACGACCUAGAGGCUCAUGUGGUAAACCAGGGACUUGCUGACAUGAUCGCAGCUGCUGACAUCAUUACUUCUGAUUCGGAGAAGUAUGUAGAACAGCUGCUGGAGCUGUUUAACCGGUUCAGUGCUCUCGUGCACGAAGCUUUCAACGACGACCCCAGGUUCCUCACAGCUAGGGACAAGGCUUACAAAAACGUGGUCAACGAUACAAGUGUCUUUAAACUGGAGAUACCUAUCAAAAAUAAAGGUGUGGGAACAAAGACCCAACCAGAAUCCAAGUGCCCUGAGCUGCUGGCUAACUACUGUGAUAUGCUUCUGAGAAAAACACCGCUCAGCAAAAAACUCACAUCAGAAGAAGUGGAAAAGAAACUAAGAGAUGUGUUGCUGGUGCUGAAGUAUGUACAGAACAAGGAUGUAUUCAUGCGUUACCACAAAGCCCAUCUCACACGACGCCUCAUCCUUGACACCUCAGCUGACAACGAGAAGGAGGAGAACAUGGUAGAGUGGCUCCGGGAGGUUGGUAUGCCAGCAGACUACGUGAACAAGCUGGCACGGAUGUUCCAGGAUAUCAAGGUCAGCGAGGACCUCAAUGUGGAGUUCAAGGAUGCACACAGGAACAACAAUGAGUACAUUGCUGAUUCUAUCAACAUCAAGAUCCUGAAUGCCGGUGCAUGGGCGCGGUCUAGUGACCGUCUGUCUGUCUCACUGCCGAUGGAGCUGGAGGAUUACAUCCCACAGGUGGAGGACUUCUACCGACAAAAACACAGCGGCCGCAAGCUUCAGUGGCACCAUCUUAUGUCAAAUGGCAUUAUCACGUUCAAUAAUGAUGUUGGCCGCUAUGAUGUGGAGGUGACCACAUUCCAGAUGGGCGUAUUGUUUGCCUGGAACCAGAGGCCCAAAGACAAAAUCUCCUACGAAAGUCUGAAACUAGCUACAGAGCUGCCAGAUGCAGAGUUGAGAAGAACUCUUUGGUCGCUGGUGGCAUUCCCGAAGAUCAGGCGACAGGUGCUUGUGUGUCCGGGCGAGGUGAAGUCUCCCAAGGACAUUACAGAUGGGACAGAAUUCUGGGUGAAUCAGGAGUUUGCUUUGAUUAAGAAUGGGAAAGUUCAAAAGCGUGGGAAGUUGAACCUGAUUGGUCGACUGCAGCUCUCAACGGAAAAGAGUAAGGAGGAGGACAAUGAGGGCAUCAUGCAGCUCCGUAUCCUCCGUGUACAGGAAGCAAUAGUGAAAAUAAUGAAGAUGAGGAAAAAGAUCACCAACGCAGCACUUCAAACUGAACUUGUAGAAAUCCUGAAAAAUAUGUUCUUACCAUCAAAGAAACUUAUAAAAGAACAAAUUGAGUGGUUAAUAGAGCACAAGUACAUGAGAAGGGACGAGGACAAUAUUAAUCUAUUUAUUUAUAUGUCUUAAAACAUUGAUUCCUUCCAGGUGUUGUUCCUUGCUCCAAGCAUGCAUCAUUUCUAACCAGAGUUAGGAUUUUAUGUGCCAAAUCUGAGUUAUCCAAUCAGGUGCAAGAUUCAGGGUGAGGCAUCCAAUGAAAUGGUGUUGUCCUGGGAUACCAUGUAAUAGCCAAUCAAAAUGCUUUACUUAUGGCCAGUCAGGUCUGGUAUCUGAUGUGUGUUCAUUGGCCAUCAAGAUUGGAUUCUUCAAGCGCUUGUAGCAAAUAGUUUGGCCAUGUUAUAACUGGAGAGUUUGAGCAGGUUUUUUGUUGAAGGCAAAAUGCCAAUUGUUAUAUAUUACUUUCAAUACUUGUACAGUCAGCAGAAUUCAGGCAUACUCAAUUUGUCACAUGUUUCCAUUUCUUACUCAUUCAGACAGUGAAGGGAUUUUUUAUCUGUUGAUUUUAUUGAAGCACGACCAAAAGAUCCUGUUCAUCACUUUUUAACAAGAUUACUCACUUAUAUAGUUUUCAUUCCUAGCAAUAUGCCUCAUCUCAUACCAACUUGAAGGAAAGGAAUGUUUCAGUCUUUAUGUUUAUGUAUAGUAGAAACAUAUGUUAUUAAAGACAUUACUGUUAGCCUAGAAUUAGUCUUUCAGUGACUUAAAACUGCCUUAACAAAACAGUUUUAAGGUAUUCCACCCCUAACAGCGAGGAAUUAGAACUAAAAAAAAAUUCUCAGAAAGCAAUUCAGUUUUUAUAUCAUGAACAUCUUUUGCUUCUGGAAUGUAGUAUUUCAUAUUAAUUGAUCUUUUAAAUUACUGUCAAAACCAGUAUUCACAAUAAGGUUUAUAAAGUACUAUAUAACUGAGCUGUAAUACAGGUAACUUAAAUAAAGUAUGAAGUUGAAAUCAAGUUUAUUGAGACAGCGGAGUUGCCAUAGAGACAGAAAAGAUUACUUAUGUUACUGUAACUGAUGAUACACGUUUUUGAUGAAAUAAUUGAGAUUUCUAGAAGUGAUAAAAAGCUUUCAUAAAUUAAAUGCAGCAUACACUUUGAAUAAUUGUCAAUGUAUAAAUCUUGAUAUAUCUUAAAAUAAUAAGGCGCUUAAUUGAUCUGAAUAUAUUUUACCAACAUUAAAAGAAGACAGUUGUAGGUAAUUGAUAUAAGGUUUCGGUAAAAUCAUUAUAUAUAAAAAAAAAAAGUGAGUCAGGCAUUAAACUAUAAAAACUAGGCUGCUUGGCGCCCUUGCCUUACAAAAGAAGCAUGUGUCACAUCAUUCUAUUGUUAAAAGUAAAUCAAAUUUUUGGCGGUUGUUAUCAAUGGUUACAAAAUGCUUUGACAUACUCAGUGGAAUUUUAAAACACAUCUAUUUGGAAGAUAAAAAAACUUGUAUUAAGAAAUAGUGUAUCUGUGUAGAAGUUGUAUACAAUUUUAAAAUAUCAAAUUGCAGGAAAAUGACAGCAAAAUGUUUUCCGAUCCGAAUUCCCUAAAUCAAGCGGCAUGAAAUCCGAAGUUUCAUGGAAACAAUUGAUAUCGUUACGGGUAGAUAACCUUAAAUAUUAGUUUCAUUUCAGUAUUGGAUGAUGACAUACUGUGUAAUCAUUUAUAUUCGUGAGCAUGAAAUUUCAUGGGUUUUCGAAAAAGCACAAUUUUGUUGGUAGGAUUUUCAUUAUUCGAUUAAAUAAAUGUGAUCCUAAAGCAUCUUCAAAUUCAGGUUAUGCCUAUCUUGUGCUAUCUGUGAACUAUGUCACGGAAGAUUAAGAUACUUGCUACAGUUGGACAAUAUGCUAAUUAGCACAGUUAGCCUUGUCAAUUAUCGCUUGAUUGGUAAAAUAAGGGUCAUAAAUAAAGAUGCACCCACAUCAUUGAUAUAAAAUAGUGAAACCUUUGAUCGUCAAUUAAGGAUUUUUGCAAACCAAAAAACUUUAUACUGUUUUACAUAGGCAGUUUAAUUUGAGAACUCAAGGUCUAAUUUUUGUUGGGAUUUUGAAUUCAUGGAUAACCAAACCCAUAAAAACCGCAAAAAUUUAUGUCCGACGCAUAUUAAUGAUUUCACAGUAAAUAAAAUAUUUUCACUUCAUCGAGCAUUCCUAUGAAAAUUUUAAUACCCACUCUCAUUUCUCCUUCAUGUGUUCUACAGAACUUGUGGAGCAAUGGUAUAUUAUGAACACACCCUGUUGACUGAUAACUCUGCUGCAUUGUGAGCUUCAUAUAGCUCACUUUAAUUUGCCCUAUAUUCCAAGUUGUAUCACUGUUACCAUCACAAAGUACUGGUAGCAUAUGCCAUUUAAUAAAUUAUUGAAAACAAAUAUGGACAUGCUUUUUAAUGCACUUUGUUUACAGCUAUGGGCCCAGCCAUGGUAGGUUAUUUGAUUUAUUGAACAAUGAACUUAAGAAGCAUGUGUUAGCAAAAUGUUGUGAAAAAUUAUUGCCAUACAUGAACUAUAGACAGCAUUUUGCCAUAGAAUUGCUCGAUGUUAUUUUAUACUUGAUGGUAUGAUAUUUCAAUAAAAUUACACCAUUAA